Striga asiatica is the source of this 894-nucleotide messenger RNA. NCBI's taxonomy places the organism in Eukaryota, Viridiplantae, Streptophyta, Magnoliopsida, Lamiales, Orobanchaceae. The record is from the annotation of a GenBank genome assembly.
AUGGAUCUCAAAUUCAGUUAUGAGAUGAACGCAUCAUACAAUACAGAAGAUGUGAUGGGUAUCGUUGUUCAUGCAUUACCACUCAGAGAUGUUUCCUCAGGUUCAAACAUUAAAGAUCUUAUCAUCGUGAAUGCAGAGAGCAGACCUAUGAUUUUAACGUUGUGGAAUGAUUUUGCAAAAGAAGAAGAUCAACAAUUAGCGAGUACGAGACCUACUAGUAAAGUUGUUGUUGCAAUGAGAGUGAGAGUAACAACUUUUAAUUUGUUGUCAGUGACAACGACUAAUGCAACCACCAUAAUGAUUAAUCCUCCCAUGGCAGAAGCUGUUACUCUAAAGCAAUGGUACAUUGACCACAAAGAAGAAGUUAAUCACCAACUGGAAUUAAAGGUCUAUCAAGACCCUGAGUUUCUCUUGCCACCGCCAAAUGAAUCAGAGAUUAUCUCAGUGAACUCAGCCUUAAACAAUUUACAAACAACAUCUUACUGGUUCACAACUUGCCAAAAUUGCAAAAAAGGUCUUCGCGCUCAAGUUGGUUGGAUAGUGAAAUGCACUCAAUGCAAAGCAAAAGGGCAAGUGGAACCUAGGUGUAGAUUUACACUGGGCAUUGAAGAUAACACUGGCCAUAUACAAGCUGUGAUUAGUGGUCUGGAAGCCGAACAAUUGCUUCCAAUGACAGCAACACAUGUGAGCUUGAAGAAAAGCCAGGACAGGGAUGAGUCAAAUUAUGUUGUUGUGGUUGUGUAUGUUAAUGAGGAUAACAUUGAACCUAUAAUGCUUGUGGAAGAAACAAACACUUAUGUUGACCCCCACAUUCUUGGAAAACAGCCAACAGCUGAAAAGUCGGAGGACAAGUUAGAAGACCGCCUAGAAUCCCGACUAGCAAUGCUAGAAUAG